Messenger RNA from Fukomys damarensis (Damara mole-rat), 1167 nucleotides. It is a transcript of the gene Zdhhc2, whose product is annotated as zinc finger DHHC-type palmitoyltransferase 2. The coding region runs from base 6 to 971 and encodes 321 amino acids. Lineage: Eukaryota; Metazoa; Chordata; Mammalia; Rodentia; Bathyergidae. Gene Ontology annotation, biological process: peptidyl-L-cysteine S-palmitoylation; protein targeting to membrane. The transcript has 12 exons. Gene Ontology annotation, cellular component: Golgi apparatus; endoplasmic reticulum. Gene Ontology annotation, molecular function: protein-cysteine S-palmitoyltransferase activity. The record is from RefSeq and is a predicted model, not a curated record.
UGUCCAUGGAAAACAUUGGUGAACAAGUUGUGUGCCUGAUGGCUUAUCAUCUACUUUUUGCAAUGUUUGUCUGGUCGUACUGGAAAACUAUCUUUACAUUACCAAUGAAUCCUUCAAAAGAAUUCCAUCUCUCUUAUGCAGAGAAAGAGUUGUUGGAGAGAGAACCAAGAGGGGAAGCCCAUCAGGAAGUUCUUAGGCGAGCAGCCAAAGAGCUUCCCAUCUACACCAGGACCAUGUCUGGAGCAAUACGAUAUUGUGACAGAUGCCAACUCAUAAAACCAGAUCGCUGCCAUCACUGUUCCGUCUGUGAUAAAUGUAUUUUGAAAAUGGAUCAUCAUUGCCCAUGGGUGAACAAUUGUGUUGGAUUUUCAAAUUAUAAAUUCUUCCUCCUUUUCUUGGCUUACUCUCUGCUGUACUGCCUUUUUAUUGCUGCUACAGAUUUACAGUAUUUUAUCAAAUUUUGGACAAAUGGCCUACCUGAUACUCAAGCCAAGUUCCAUAUUAUGUUUUUAUUCUUUGCUGCAGCUAUGUUUUCUGUCAGCUUGUCUUCUCUGUUUGGCUAUCAUUGUUGGCUAGUCAGCAAAAAUAAAUCUACAUUAGAGGCAUUCAGAAGUCCAGUGUUUCGGCAUGGAACUGAUAAGAAUGGAUUCAACUUGGGUUUCAGUAAAAACAUGCGACAAGUUUUUGGUGAUGAGAAGAAGUAUUGGUUGCUGCCUAUUUUUUCAAGUCUAGGUGAUGGCUGUUCCUUUCCAACUUGCCUUGUCAACCAGGAUCCUGAACAACCAGCUAUUCCUGCAGGACUGAAUUCAACUAAAAAUCCUGAAAAUCAUCAAUUUCCUGCAAAGCCAUUGAGAGAGUCCCAGAGCCACCUUCUUACUGAUUCUCAGCCUUGGAUAGAGAGCAGCACAAAUCCAGGAAAAGGCAAAACUGGUAUGAGCAAUCCUGCAUUAACUAUGGAGAAUGAGACUUAAAUCUUCAAGCAAAAUAUAUUUACAUUUUAUAAAAAUACCAGUGCUGUAGAAGAAUGGAAGAGGCUUCCCACAGGAAGGUGCCGUUGGCCAGUUGUUCCUGUAUUCAUUUGGCUGGAUGGAUACACAGCUUACUUUUUCUCUCCUCUCCUUUCCUCUCCUCUCCUCUACUUUUUCUUUCUUUCUUUCUUUCGUUCUU